This is a messenger RNA of Aspergillus luchuensis, 3105 nucleotides long. RefSeq lists its product as uncharacterized. The coding region runs from base 1 to 3105 and encodes 1034 amino acids. The transcript has 3 exons. NCBI's taxonomy places the organism in Eukaryota, Fungi, Ascomycota, Eurotiomycetes, Eurotiales, Aspergillaceae. The record is from RefSeq and is a predicted model, not a curated record.
AUGGAGUUGACUUUUUUUUUGCUUCUAUCAAUAUUGGCUUCCAUUUCUAUUCCUGCAAUGCAGCGGGCCCUAUUUACAGAGGAAGAAGUCCGGCUGGCAACAGAGCGGCGCCUGAAAUAUCUAGGAACAGCCAAGGUCAAUAUCUAUCAAAUUCAAUUCGAUCCGCCAUUGCCCCGGGAUCUAGAUCCCAAAAAUUUGGAUCGGCUCUGUGAAAUCUUCCGCAAAAACCACUGUCGUCGCCUGGAUAUCGAUAAUCACGUCCCCGCGAUCGUGUCUCAGCAGGAUCUCGCUGAUGCGCUGCGGAAGGCGAAUGUUCCGCAGCAAUCACUGCUGACUAAUGAUGCUCACCAAUGUCCCCAACUGGGAUUUGCGGCGGGGCAACUGCGAGCCCUCCAUGGCCGUCACCGUGUGCAGGCGGGAGCCAGGGUACUUCCUCCGGCUGACCGCUGGUGGACAGUUGAUCUCUACGUAGACGACAUCGGUGAAGAACUGAGGACGUCCCUGAUAGAAGAAUAUGCUAAUCAGAAGAAACCGACUGACGGGCAAAUAUAUCGCAAGAUCCGACAGUAUGAGGGCGAGGACAACGAAACCUUCCGGCAGCGGUGGUUUGUGCGGCUAUCACCCAGCAAUCAGGACCGCCUGGAUCAGUUAGACAAUAAAAGAAACCGUCGUCUCCGGCGAGCCUUCGAUCGGUUACUACCAAUCCCUGGGCUUUGGCCACAUGGGAUGAGAAUAAGCAUGCUUCACCGGUUGAUUGCCACGGGUUGUGUCGAAGAGAUCCUGGCCUAUCUUGACCAUAUCGGACACUUCUGGUCUUCCAUAGUUGACUCAGAUCCUGGUUCGAUGAAGAAGAUUGAUCUGGAUACCGUCGACGCCCUGCAGUUGCUGGCACCGGGAAAGUCCCGUACUGACGCAAAAUCAGCCUGUGGGCUGAUCCUAAGUGGCCAGGCUUUUGCCCAAUUCAGCGAGGAAGAACGAGGGAUUAUAUGGAGCAGAAUGAAGAAUUUUGACGGGCUGGUUCCGUCCUUGUAUACUUUUUUUGAAGAUUUCAAGUACCUGGAAAGCUGCGCACAUUGUGUGAAGCGACUCUUUGGCCCGUCGGCUGAGUCUGUCUGGGAAACCAUGAGGUCGAUGUUCAUUCCGUCCUCAAAUUUGGAGGGAGAGGAGUGUGUAAUUCAGACCUCCGAGUCCACUUUCCGGCGUCAGCGGGCAACCGACGUGGAGCGCCUUAAUAUGGGAUACUUGCAGGUAUGGCUGUAUGCAAUGCGACAUUAUCCUCUGAUGCCUUCGGACCCAAAGAAGGUUGAUGACCUGUUGGCAAAGCCAAUUCGUGCCAAAGCCGAUGAGAGAGCGAUCUAUGAGAUGGCUGAACUUGCUCGCCGGCUCGGGUUCAAGUCCCCAGAAAUUGAUGCAUUAAUCAACGGAUCCCCAGAUCAUCAGAUUGCAAGGGCGGCUCUGCUGCAGGCCAGGAAACCUAGUCGGUUCCGAUAUGACGCCCAGCAGUUUGAAACCCUUGUCAGCCGCAUUGUCGACUGUUUCGCUGUGGCGGUGCCCGACCAGCCCGAAAUGACACAUGUUCUUCUCGCGGACAGCGCUGUGAAACCCCGGGCUCGCUGCGGGAUGCCACAAACACGAACCCACAAGCAAGACAGCCCUUUGCUGUUCCUGGACCGUUUGCACGCUGAUGACAUUGGGGUUGCUGACACGAUCACUAGUUUUUAUGUCCGCCGCUGUGUCUAUUUCUCCUUCUUCGGAAGACCUGCACUAGCUGGACCCACUAGCAGUAAUCAGGCCGAGGAGGCUUCCCGGAAUAUUCCUUGGUCACCGUUAUUUAUCGAAGAAGAUGGUUUAUCUGGCGAUCAUCGACCCGCUCUGCUAGCGGAUCCACCCAGUGUGCCACCUUGUCAAAAACGAAAACAGCCACAGGAGCGGGGAGUCCGACGGGGCAAGGAACAACAUACUUUGCUCCGCCAGAAGGUACCGAGGGCCGAAAGGAAACGGGGUGUUGUGAAACAAAAAGAAACGCGGAAUGCUCGGAGGCGCAGGCGUCAGUCGCAUCCAACGGGAGAAGGAAACCACGAGCCUGAGGAUUACGACCCUAUGGAGUUGGAGUAUCUGAGCACCGAGCCCUCGGAUCAGGAUAUGUCGGAUUAUCCAUCCCAGGGCGAAAGUACGCAAGGCAAAUCAAUGCACUCCGAUCCAGCGACCGCCCUCUCGCACUCCAUACCUUUCCCUGCCGCCCCGGGAGAAGCAGAUACCCACAGCCAUUGCACGAGAGUUUCACCUGAAGCAGCCCCGCUUGUGCAAGACUCAGGCAACACACCAGCAGUAGAGGAUCCACCUCUGGACGAUGGCCCCGAGGAUCAGGCGCGUACUGAUCAUCCAUCACAGCCACAGUCCCCGGAAAUUGGGGACGGAAAUUCUUCGGAUGUUGGCGGCCCUGGUGGUCAACAACCGGGCUCGAAUGAUUACAUUGACCAACUCAUGAGGGCCCAGGAAGAACGAGAAAGGUUGGAGGAGGAGUUAGAUCGUGAGCGACUUGAGGAAGAGCUAGGUCUCUCUCGCCAGGAGCAGCCAGUUCUGGAACCGUCACCUAGACCUCAAGAGAGGCAGAAUUCUCCACUAACGCCCCCUGACGACCAACCGGCAGACAUGACGCAUAAUAGCAACCCAGUAGCACGGGAUUUUGUUUCAUUGCCGACUCAAGACCCAUCACCAGCUUCUCUCCGUGAAGGACAGCCGGGUCCUCCCGCAGUUGAUGCUGGGCCUUCAACCCUGAAGGCACCACGAACACCAGGUUCAGUAGAGAUUUCCUUCUGGGAGUUUACAGGGGAGUGGAAGAAGUGCCACCGUGUACAAGCAGGUCCUACCAACCAGUGGCCGUUGGAACGGAUGGCGACGAAGUAUUCACGGAUGAAUUAUUCGCUGUAUGAUCGGAAUCUGCAUAGCCUUAGCCCCGCCCAAUGUUAUCGCGCAGCCAUUGUUGACGGCAGUAAUGCCAUAUUUAUGAUUUCUAAGCAUGAGGAGCAGAGGCUCGCGGCCGAAGGCCGAAUUACCAAAGAUAAGCAGCUUCUAUCGUUGAUCUCUAGAGUGUUGGUGGAAUAA